Eufriesea mexicana is the source of this 653-nucleotide messenger RNA. It is a transcript of the gene fh, whose product is annotated as frataxin. Gene Ontology annotation, cellular component: mitochondrion. Gene Ontology annotation, biological process: intracellular iron ion homeostasis; iron incorporation into metallo-sulfur cluster. The transcript is spliced from 3 exons. Gene Ontology annotation, molecular function: 2 iron, 2 sulfur cluster binding; ferroxidase activity; ferrous iron binding. Lineage: Eukaryota; Metazoa; Arthropoda; Insecta; Hymenoptera; Apidae. The record is from RefSeq and is a predicted model, not a curated record. The coding region runs from base 24 to 653 and encodes 209 amino acids.
UACGUUAUAUAAAAAUUUGUAUCAUGCUACUAACCAGAAACAUAAUAAGAAGUAGCCUUUUUCGAAUUCUAUCAUAUGAUUCAGUAUUAAAUAUAAACAAAUAUGUAAUACAAGAAUUCGAUGUAAGAUGUCGAAAAAAUAUAGGUUAUCUUGAAUUACAUCCUAAACAGUAUUCAAAUGUAAACAACGAUCUAAAGACGUUAAAUUACACAUUAAUAGCAAAUUUUAGUUCAGACAGUAGUGCAGGAUUUUCAACUACACAAGAAUUAACACCUGUACAAUUUGAGAAAAUUUCUGAUGAAACACUUGAUUCUUUAACUGAAUAUUUCGAUGAACUAAUAGAAAAAGCAGCUCAUUUGUUAGAUGCAGAUGUAUCAUAUGGGGAUGGUGUAUUAACUGUUAAAUUUGGUAAUUCCUUUGGUACUUAUGUCAUAAAUCGACAAACUCCAAAUAAACAAAUUUGGUUAUCUUCUCCAAAGUCUGGUCCAAAACGAUAUGAUUUUAUAAAUGGUAAAUGGAUUUAUAAACAUGAUGGAAAAACAUUACAUGAAUUACUCGAUAAUGAAAUACCAGCAAUUAUAAGAGAUCAAACAAAUUUCAAUAAGUGUUCCUUUAGUGGAAGAGAGAGAGAAGCUGCAAUGAAGAGUCUUUAA